UGUCAGUGGUAGAUUUAAAAGUAGCAGCAAUUUUCAUAGAGGGGACUACCAAAUUACAAAGGCUCAUUCUGCAGAAGUGGACGCCCUGCCAAUCUAGUGGCUGAUAUAAUGUGCUGUGAUGAUUUAGCGAGCUCAGAAAGAAUUAAACCAUCAAUAAAAUGACAGACUUGGUGCAUUUCAAAGCGUCUGCUCAGAUCUUAUGGAAUUUCUUGGCUACUACAUGUUCAGUCAGACAGAAAGACACGGGGGUGAAUCCAUGAUCACCUUGUAGUAUUUCACUGGAUGCCUCAGAAGAGCAGAUGGAAAUAGUGAGCUGUGGAUAAGUCUGUCACUGGGUUUGAGAAGUCUGGCUCUCUCCAUGUCACUGUCACUCGGGAGACAUCCUGCUUUCUGCGCGGCAGUAAGGGAGGGGACUGCGGCUCCGAGUGAUCUUCCUGUAAAAACGGCAAAAGCAGGAGCGGUGGGAAGUGUCAUGUGCGAGGAAUGUGUGGAAUGAGGGUGAUUUCAAGUGUUCCCAUACUCAGAUAAUUCCAAGGGACAGAUCGGCACCCCAUUUCAGAGUCAAGCUGCUGAUCAGAAGGAUAGCAUUUAAUAAUCACUGGCGAGGAGAAGGAGGAGGGGACCAGACAAAGGAGGAAGGAUUUUGCAGCAGUUGGGUUUCUUGGGGCAUAUAGAGAUGAACAAAACAGCAGACAAAGCGUGAGUCCCACUUCUGUGCUGCUCAUCCAAAUUAACAGGACUUCAAGGACUUGCUGCUAAGAUGGAGCUGCUGAAGGGACUGCCAUUGCGCCGCACUUUCCUGGCUGUCAUCCUCAACCUGCUGGCUCUCACCCUCUCCACCACAGCCUUGCUGGGCAGCUACUGGUGCACCGGGACCCAGAAAGUACCCAAGCCUUUGUGUGGGAAGAACAAAGCCUCCCAGUGUGUGGGUGUGCCCAUGCCGUCCGAUGCAGACACGAGCAAUGUUUCCUCUGAGGACACAGUGCACUACAGCUGGGAGACUGGGGAUGACCGCUUUGCCUUCAGAUACUUCCACACAGGGAUGUGGCUUUCCUGUGAAGAGAGCAUGGAAGGCCCAGAAGAGAAAUGCCGCAGCUUUAUUGAGCUUUCACCACCAGCAGAGAGAGGAAUCCUGUGGCUGUCACUGGGAUCAGAGAUGCUGUACAUCAGCUUGCUGCUCAUCAGCUUCAUCCUCCUGAUGGUGGAAAUUCUGCACACUGGCAAUCCUGUGUGUGGGAUGAAGCUCAAUGCCUUUGCUGCUGUCUCCUCAGUGCUGUCAGGUCUCCUUGGGAUGGUGGCACACAUGAUGUACACUCAAGUCUUCCAGGCAACAGUUAAUCUGGGACCAGAGGACUGGAGGCCGCACACAUGGGACUACGGCUGGGCAUUCUACAUGGCCUGGGCCUCCUUCACCUGCUGCAUGGCCUCUGCUGUCACCACUCUCAAUACCUACACCAAGACGAUACUGGAGUUCAAAAGAAACCACAUCAAGGGAUACGAUGGGACCCUCAAGGAUCACCCUCAGCACCACCAGUGCUUCAUACAGCAAAUAAGCAGCUAUUAUGAGCCCAAAGGCAAGGUCUUCCAUUCAGUCUCUGAGGGAGUCGACUUCUACACUGAUCUGCAGCAGAAAAUACUGCAGAGGGAACCAGAGCUGGACCUGGAUGAAGUCUUGGGCCAGACAAUUGGGGAGGAUCGCUGUUAGAGAUGAGUGUACAGGGACUGAGCAGUGGGGUUUGGGAGGAACAAGAGCUCUGAACCAAGCAUUGGCACCACUGUUAGCAGGUUUUGGGGAGCUCUUCCAGGCUCUACAGGGAGUGAGGAGGCAGGCACUGGGUCAGGGCAACUAGAGUAGAAGUUUGGGGGUCCUCCCUGGUCAUAUACAAUGUGAUGGGUGCCCUCUUCUGACAAGGGUGAAACUGGAGGGACAUGCUGGUGCCAGCUGUCUCCAAGCACUUUCAGAGUUGAGUCAGAUGUCCUGAUUCCAGUAUUGCACUGGGGAACAGACAGUCAGCACCAUCCAGAUGGCAAACUGCACUGCUGGGUGGUGUCACACUGACCUUCCAUCAGCACCUCCAGUUCAGUGCUAUGGUGAAGGCCAUCAGUGUUCAUAUUGAUCAGCUGUCACCCUCUCUGAACACCCUGCUUAUUCUUAAUUUCCAGGCCCAAACUCUUAUCCCUGCCCCCAGAUUAAAAGUCCUGCUGCAGUAGGAAUAGGGGAUAGCUUUCAGACAUCUCCUCCUCCUUCCUAUCUGUAAUGACUCCCACAUGUUCCCUUCUUGCUUUUUGCCCAGAAAUCUCCCAUUCUGAGGUACUUUGCUGUCUGCCUCUUUUUACUGUUUCUUUGUAACCAUUAAGAAUUUGGCAGGACUUUUGCUUUUUAUGUUACUUCUAUUCAUCUGUUCCUUUCUGUCCAUUGUAAAAAUAUUGCAAACAACCCCUGAAUCAAAACCCCAAGCAAGCUCAUCUCUCAAAGGUGAAACACUGGUUCACAUGACACAUGACGCUGUACACAGUAUUUAUUUUGUUUCACUGCAGUUCAAAUACAUUUUUCCAACAAUAUACAGACAGACUCUUUAUUCACAGUGGGGGUGGGGGUGGGGAUGUGGGCAGGGUGAAUUCACAUUAAGGAGGAGCUAACAUCACUGCUCUUGAAUGUCAGUUCUCUCAGGAAGAAUCUCAGAAGUAACUACUUAGGUAACAGCCGAUUCACCUUUCCCAGCAAGGUGGUGGCUGGACAGGAGGGAAGGAACACUCCUGUUUAAUCCCUCAUAUGUUACUGGUCCUCACACCUUCAGUCCUAUUCUGCAGCUCUAUUAACUGACACUAGCUCUACUAUAAACACUAAACCCUGUCUGGAGGAAAAUGCCAGGCCUAGAGCCAUUGCUACAGUUGUGCUAAUAUAUACAAAGCUAUUUACACAAAAAUACCAUUAAACAUAUACAAACUGUUCACAGCUCUGACACUAGGAGAUCAGGGCCCAAAGACCAGCCUUGGGGCUUGCAGCUAAACCUGAAGGGCUAUCCUGGAAGCUUUAUAUAGAAAUGUGGGAUGAUGGAAAGGGUGAUACAGCAAAGAGAGGUGUCAAGAGCCCAGCAGAGCAAAUCCAUGGCUAAUGUGCCCAUCUGAAAGGAGAGUCAAAGUCUGCUAUCACCUCAUAACUCAUGGGGAAAUGUGGGGAGGCUGGAAGGGCAUGUGCUAGACAGAAAAGUCCUUUGCAAUCCUCAUCUCAGCCUGGCUCUGUUUAAUGUCAAAGGCCAGGCUUAGAAUGGCAUACUAGGAAAGGAGUUCCUGGAUUGUUGCCCUAAAAUACUGGUGGGGAACUACCGGGGCACCAAAUUGUUUCACUUUUAUAUGGUCUUUUCUACUACAAGAAAAUUCAUACAGAUGCUGCUCAAAUGCAACAGAGAAUAAUGGCACACUCUGGGACAGAGCGGGACACACCUAACACACUGUGAACAAAUGUGUGCCAGGGAUAGCUUGCUCCUCCUGAAGCUGCACACAGGGUUGGGCUGGCAAGGGAAUGGCAAUACUGAGCUCAGAAUAGGGUUAAAAU
Zonotrichia albicollis (white-throated sparrow) is the source of this 3556-nucleotide messenger RNA. RefSeq names its product germ cell associated 1 (gene GSG1). The record is from RefSeq and is a predicted model, not a curated record. Lineage: Eukaryota; Metazoa; Chordata; Aves; Passeriformes; Passerellidae. Gene Ontology annotation, cellular component: plasma membrane.